AUGGAGGAAAUACUGGGUCUGCAGGAUCUCGAAUUAAUGAUACACUGGUGCACCACGACAUAUCGUUCCAUGGCCAAGGAUCGUGCCACCGAGACCCUAUGGCAAACAGUCAUCCCUCGAUUGUCGCUGGAAUUUCCCUCUCUGCGACAUGGACUAUUAGCCUUAUCAGCAUUGCAGGUAUCCGGGGCAUGCACAAGCCCGGAACGCAGAUGGCGAUAUUUGCUCGCGGCACGCGAAUAUCAGAGCCAAGCUCUGAUAGGUAUUCAUCUCGACACGACACAAGAGCUCACCAACGCCCAAUGUGAUGCCCAUUUCGCCCUAUGCAGUGCCAUGACUGUGUUCUCCUUUGCAUAUUGUUUGAUAGACGAUGGCCUGGAAGAAGAUGACGAACAGGCAGAGAUCCUGGAUGAGUUUCUGGAGGUAUUCCAGCUCACUCGGUGGCUCAUAAGUGCCAUGGUUUUAUCCUUGGACCGCGUGGGCACCGGCGAGCUCCAUUCGUUGGUUCGACCGGAACCAAGACGUGCUAGGUUGCCGAAUAUGUCUCAUUUGGUGAUUAUAGGCCUGCGACGAUAUAAUGAGAGUGAAGCCUUGCGGGACUCAGCCCACGAGAAAGAGACAUAUACCGAGACGAUUAACCACCUGGGCACCUCCCUCGAACAAUUGAUGAGUGGGAGCGAGCCCAAAGAUUUCGCUUUUUGCUGGACCUUUUAUAUUCCCGUUCGCUUCCCGGAACUGGUGCGUGAGCGCAAGCCCUUUGCACUAGUUAUUCUGGCCCACUUUGCCGUCAUACUGCACCAUCUGCGGGAGACAUGGUGGAUGGGAGACUGGGCCACCCGCAUUCUGAAAGAGGUUGUGGAGGGGCUGGACAGUGAAUGGCAUGACCUGCUCAGCUGGCCAGUAGAUGCUAUGGGGUGGUCUUUGCCGAAGGUGAAAGCUUGA
Penicillium pulvis is the source of this 939-nucleotide messenger RNA. RefSeq lists its product as uncharacterized. The record is from RefSeq and is a predicted model, not a curated record. Bases 1 to 939 code for a protein of 312 amino acids. The transcript has a single exon. NCBI's taxonomy places the organism in Eukaryota, Fungi, Ascomycota, Eurotiomycetes, Eurotiales, Aspergillaceae. Gene Ontology annotation, biological process: regulation of transcription by RNA polymerase II. Gene Ontology annotation, molecular function: DNA-binding transcription activator activity, RNA polymerase II-specific.